Messenger RNA from Habropoda laboriosa, 2840 nucleotides. It is a transcript of the gene DNAlig1, whose product is annotated as DNA ligase 1. Gene Ontology annotation, biological process: DNA recombination; Okazaki fragment processing involved in mitotic DNA replication; lagging strand elongation. The record is from RefSeq and is a predicted model, not a curated record. NCBI's taxonomy places the organism in Eukaryota, Metazoa, Arthropoda, Insecta, Hymenoptera, Apidae. The transcript is spliced from 16 exons. Gene Ontology annotation, molecular function: DNA binding; DNA ligase (ATP) activity; ATP binding. The coding region runs from base 48 to 2840 and encodes 930 amino acids. Gene Ontology annotation, cellular component: nucleus; mitochondrion.
UCGGCCAGGACCGUACAAAGAACUAUUUGGUACUACGUAUAUAGUUCAUGGAUAUAAAAAAAUAUACGAUGUCUCAACGUAGUAUAACGUCAUUUUUCACAAAAGUGAACUCGAUAGAUAAAACUGAAUCAAACAAUGUAAGUAAUAGCAAAACUGGUAAAGAAGAUGAGGACAGUUCAGAAAAUUUCAAACGGAAAAGGCAAGAAAGUGGUGACAGUAGUGAAACUAGUUCUUCUAGUACAAAGAUAGACAAUUCUCUAAAACAGAAGCCAACAUUAAUAUCUCCUUCCCCAUUGAAAAAAGCAAAUGGAACCUCAAAAAAAGUGUCACCUGCAACAACAAUGGGCAAUGAAAAGAAAAAAUCUAAAACUUCAUCUGUGACUAAGAAAAAGAAAAAAACUAACGAUGUAGAAGAAACAAAAAGGGAAGUAAAUGUAAACUUAAAGAUUCAAGAACAAAAAGAAAAUAUAUCAACUUCAAAACAUAAACAGUCAAGUGUUGAAUCUGAAUCUAAAUCUGAAUCUGAUAAAUCUGCUAGUGAAACUAAGGCAAAAAAAACUCAAAAAAAAGCUAAGAAAAGGAAAAGAAUAAUAGCACUUAGUGAUUCCAGUGAUGAAGAAGAACGUAUUCCAUUGCCAGAGAGUCCAAAAAAAUUAAACAUCAGUGAAAAAGAAAAAGAAGAAGAAGAAGAAAGUCCUUUUAAAGGAAAAGAAAAAUCUGAUGAGGAAGUUUCUGAAAGUAUAACAGAUACUGCAAAAGAGGAUAAAAAAGAACAAAUCAAUGUAGAAAAGCCUGCUAAGAAAAUACAUAGUUUUUUCGCUUCAAAACAGAAAGAAAACACGGUCAAUAAUAGCGAAGAUAAGAAAAAAUCGGCUAGUCAUUCCUAUAAUCCUAGUAAGUCGAAAUAUGAUCCUAUAGAGGAUGCAUUUUGGAAAAAGGGUGAAAAGGUACCGUACAUUGCGCUUACACGUACACUGGAAUUAAUCGAAGAGACAAGUGCUCGAUUGAAGAUGAUAGAAAUUUUAUCGAAUUAUUUUCGUUCUGUUAUACUUCUAAAUUCUGAUGAUUUACUUCCUAGUAUAUAUUUAUGUCUUAAUCAACUAGCACCUGCUUACGAAGGAAUUGAAUUGGGUGUGGCGGAAACAAACCUUAUGAAAGCUAUAGCUCAAUGUACUGGUAGAAGUUUAGCUCAAAUAAAAGCAGAUGUUCAAGAAGUUGGCGAUUUAGGUAUUGUGGCAGAAGGAAGUCGUUCCAAUCAAAGGACGAUGUUUCAACCUGCUCCGCUAACAGUAACAAGCGUGUACUCUAGACUGAAGGAAAUCGCUCAAAUGACUGGUUCUGCGUCUUUGUCCAAAAAAUUAGAUAAAAUCCAGUCACUUUUUGUAGCCUGUCGAUUUACGGAAGCCAGAUAUCUCAUACGAUCUUUAGGUGGUAAACUUCGAAUUGGUCUAGCGGAACAAUCUGUAUUGCAAGCUCUGGCGUUAGCAUGCACUAUGACUCCACCAGAACAGAGCUCUCCAAGAAUUCUCGAUGCGAGUAAAAAAAUUUCAAGCGAUACCUUUAAAGAAAAAUACGACGAGAAUGCUCUUAAUAUAAAAACAACAUACUGUGAGUGUCCAAAUUAUGAUAAAAUAAUUCCUGUUUUACUAAAGGAUGGAGUUAAAGAGUUACCGAAUAAAUGUAAAAUUACACCUGGAAUACCUAUGAAACCCAUGUUGGCACAUCCUACUAAAGGUAUCCAAGAAGUAUUAACACGUUUUGAAGGGUUAGAGUUUACAUGCGAGUGGAAAUAUGAUGGAGAAAGAGCACAGAUCCAUCUUGCCGAGGAUGGUAAAAUUAGUAUUUACAGUAGGAAUCAAGAAAAUAAUACUAGCAAAUAUCCCGAUAUUAUAGGACGAUUUAAAAGUACACAAGGGGAAGAAGUUAAAAGUUGUAUUCUUGACUGCGAAGCAGUUGCUUGGGAUACCGAAAAGAAGCAAAUUCUUCCUUUCCAAAUACUUAGUACGAGGAAACGCAAGGAUGCAAAUGAGGCAGAUAUUAAAGUCCAAGUGUGUGUAUUUAUGUUUGAUUUGUUAUAUUUAAAUGGAGAAUCAUUAGUACAAAAACCUUUCGAAAAACGUCGUGAAUUACUAAAAGAGAAUUUCAAAGAAGUAAAUGGAGAAUGGAAAUACGCAACAAGUUUAGAUACAUCGACUAUGGAACAAGUGCAAGUCUUCUUAGACGAAUCAAUUAAAGGUAACUGUGAGGGUCUUAUGGUGAAGACUUUAAAAGAAGAAGCAACGUACGAGAUUGCUAAGCGUUCACGAAAUUGGCUGAAAUUGAAAAAAGAUUAUUUAGAUGGUGUGGGUGACACGUUAGACGUAGUUGUCAUUGGUGGAUAUAUAGGAAAAGGGAAAAGGACAGGAACUUACGGCGGAUUUCUUUUGGCUUGUUACGAUCAAGAGAAUGAGGAAUAUCAAAGUAUUUGUAAGAUCGGUACCGGGUUUAGCGACGAAGAUCUUCAGAAGCACACCGAAUUCUUUAAAGAGCAUUUAAUAUCGCAAACCAAAUCGUACUAUCGUUACGAUUCAUCUCUCGAACCUGAUCACUGGUUUGAACCCAUUCAAGUAUGGGAAAUUAAAUGCGCAGAUUUAUCGUUGUCACCUAUUCAUAAAGCAGCUGUAGGUAUUAUUGAUCCAGAAAAGGGCAUAUCUUUGCGAUUUCCCCGGUUUGUUCGUAUACGUGACGAUAAAAACAGCGAGGAUGCUACAAACGCGCAACAAGUUGCAACAAUGUACAACAGUCAAGAACAGAUCAAGAAUCAAACGACAGUUUCAAAAGGGACAGAAGAUUUUUAUUAA